AUGCCCGAAUGCCCGGACCGCGGGGCCAAGGCGGCCCCCAUCCAUCAUAAAAUCUCCUUCUCCAUCUUAGACAUCCUGGAUCCCCAGAAAUUCAGCAGAAGACGCGAACCGGCCUCGGCGAGCUGGGGCAGGGCCCCCCGCUCGGGCGAGCGGGAGAAAAGUUUGGGAAGAGUUGAAGUAGGAAAGGACGCUGCUGCUCCCGGCAGCGGGAGGAAUAAACUAGAGGCACAUGCAAGGGCGGCCCCCGGGCGCUCCUUUCCCCGGGGCGGCAGCGGUCGGAUGCCCCGGCCCGCGGGACGGCCGGCUGGCAAGGGCGGCCCCCGGGCGCUCCUUUCCCCGGGGCGGCAGCGGUCGGAUGCCCCGGCCCGCGGGACGGCCGGCUGGCCCCGGGCGCGCACCGCCUUCACCUACGAGCAGCUGGUGGCCCUGGAGAACAAGUUCCGAGCCACGCGGUACCUGUCGGUCUGCGAGCGCCUCAGCCUGGCGCUGUCCCUCAGCCUCACCGAGACGCAGGUGAAGAUCUGGUUCCAGAACCGCCGCACCAAGUGGAAGAAGCAGCACCCGGGCGCCGACGGGGCGGCCCCCGCAGCAUCCCCGGCGGCGGCGGGAGGCGGCAGCCCCAGCGCGGGAGGCGGCAGCCCCAGCCCGCCGGGCCCCGCCGCUCUGCCCUUCCAGACUUUCCCUUCCUACGCCGCCAACAACGUGCUGCUGCCGCCGGCCGCCCCCUUCCCGCUGGGCGCCGGCCCCUUCGCGCCCUUCCUGGGCCCCGCGUACCUCGGCCCCUUCUACGCCCCGCACCUCUGAGGCGGCACCUCAGCCCUUCCGACCCACCGUCAUCACUUCUGCUGGUUGCGUGGCCAUUUGAAGUGUAAGAAAGUUGAUUUUUCCUAGGCGUCAGGGCAGCAUGCUUAACUUUGACACACAGAAUAAAAAAAGCCCACUGUAACCACUGGAUUUUAUUAGCACGUUUGAGAUGUAAUUAUAGGUGUUGGAGAUGGGAAAAGUAACCCUCUUUACACAUGCCUGACACUAAUUCCCUGGAGAUUCUUCUCCAAGUUCAUUGUUAAGAUGCUUCUCGCUGCUGUUCGGCUUGCCAGCACACGUCUGAAGCCUGGAGGGCUCGGGAGCUGUGGCACUCGUUAGCACCGCUGCGAUGCUGAUGCUGAUGAGCGUGCAGGCGGCCGUGUCGAAUCCCAGGGAUGCUCAGUGAAGACAUCCCCAGGCUCUGACUGUGCUCGUGGGACUCUACUGAGCCCUCCCUUGUUAUCGUUUCUGAAAACUGCCAGUCGCCUUCUUGACACCCUACCCGGAGGAGAGCUUUGCAUGGGAAGGCGCAGGAAAAUGCAGCUCGUGUC
Messenger RNA from Ficedula albicollis (Collared flycatcher), 1355 nucleotides. It is a transcript of the gene NKX1-2, whose product is annotated as NK1 homeobox 2. Lineage: Eukaryota; Metazoa; Chordata; Aves; Passeriformes; Muscicapidae. The record is from RefSeq and is a predicted model, not a curated record. Gene Ontology annotation, cellular component: nucleus. Gene Ontology annotation, biological process: cell differentiation; regulation of transcription by RNA polymerase II. The coding region runs from base 1 to 804 and encodes 267 amino acids. Gene Ontology annotation, molecular function: DNA-binding transcription factor activity, RNA polymerase II-specific; RNA polymerase II cis-regulatory region sequence-specific DNA binding. The transcript is spliced from 5 exons.